Molecule: messenger RNA, 4092 nt
Organism: Tupaia belangeri chinensis (Chinese tree shrew)
Lineage: Eukaryota; Metazoa; Chordata; Mammalia; Scandentia; Tupaiidae
Gene: SLC35F1
Product: solute carrier family 35 member F1
Exons: 7
Coding region: 1-1050 (349 amino acids)
Biological process (GO): transmembrane transport
Cellular component (GO): membrane
Molecular function (GO): transmembrane transporter activity
Source: RefSeq, a predicted model, not a curated record
AUGUUAAUCUCUGUUGCUCUGGGCCAGGUGUUAUCACUUCUUAUUUGUGGAAUUGGUUUGACUAGCAAGUACUUGUCAGAAGAUUUCCAUGCCAAUACGCCAGUCUUCCAGAGUUUCCUCAAUUACAUCCUUCUCUUCUUGGUCUAUACCACCACACUAGCCGUCAGACAAGGAGAAGAAAACCUUCUGGCAAUUUUACGACGAAGAUGGUGGAAGUAUAUGAUCCUGGGACUCAUAGACUUGGAAGCAAAUUACCUUGUGGUCAAAGCUUAUCAGUAUACAACUCUGACCAGUAUCCAGCUCCUGGACUGUUUUGUGAUCCCAGUUGUGAUUUUUCUCUCCUGGUUCUUCCUGCUGAUCCGGUACAAGGCUGUGCAUUUCAUUGGCAUCGUUGUCUGCAUCCUGGGAAUGGGCUGCAUGGCCGGAGCAGAUGUACUUGUGGGAAGGCAUCAAGGAGCAGGAGAAAACAAGCUUGUAGGAGACCUUCUGGUCUUAGGAGGAGCCACACUGUAUGGUAUCUCUAACGUCUGGGAAGAAUACAUAAUCCGAACCCUGAGCCGAGUGGAAUUCCUGGGAAUGAUUGGUCUCUUUGGUGCAUUUUUCAGUGGAAUUCAAUUAGCUAUUAUGGAGCAUAAGGAGCUGUUAAAGGUGCCCUGGGAUUGGCAAAUAGGACUGCUCUAUGUUGGCUUUAGUGCCUGCAUGUUUGGUCUCUACAGCUUUAUGCCAGUUGUCAUAAAGAAAACCAGUGCCACUUCCGUCAACCUCUCUCUGCUCACAGCAGAUUUGUACAGCCUGUUCUGUGGACUAUUUCUCUUCCACUACAAGUUUUCAGGACUCUAUCUCCUGUCUUUCUUCACCAUCCUCAUUGGGCUGGUGCUCUACUCUUCCACCUCCACAUACAUAGCCCAGGACCCCCGAGUGUACAAGCAGUUCCGCAAUCCUUCAGGACCUGUUGUGGACUUGCCAACCACAGCUCAAGUGGAGCCUGCAGUCACCUACACCAGCCUGGGCCAGGAGACUGAAGAGGAGCCCCAUGUUCGUGUGGCCUAGAAUGAGGCCACUCAGCCCACUGAGAACAGCUCAGUGGCCACGUGUUCGCUCAUCAUCUCUGUAUUGUACAUAGAGAAAGGUAUUUACUAGGUGCAGUUUACACAGGUGAACUGCGAGGUAGCAAAGCCUCUUAAAGCCUGCACCAGGAACAAGCUAAACAUCACUAGAGACACAGGCUCCAAUCCACCUGACUUGGAGAGAUGCCUAGCCAGUGUGUGUAUCCUCAUCACAACUCUCCUGCAUUAAUUACUGUGAAACUUUUUGAAUCAAAAACAAGUAUUGUCGUUAUUAUUAUUUGUAUUAUUAUUGUUACUAUUAUUACACCAAUUUUCAGGAGAGUGUUUUGUACUCCUGAUGGGAACUAUUGUCAGACCCACAUGUAGACCACAUAUAUCCCACUUUUCUAUGGCGAGUCACUUUUUAAGAAUCAUAUUUUAUUUUUUGCACAGACUAUCUGAGUGAUGCAUGCCACAGGAGCUCCACCCUUGAGAAGUUUCUUUAUCCUAGGGACCUGGUGGCUAAUGGUUUCCUCUGUUACCUGUUGGAUUGCCUGCUCAAUAAGUAUUUUGUGCUGUGACCCUUGUGGGGAGGGGCAACUGACCAUAUAAUUCUCUAUUCUAGGAAUAGAUAUAAAGCAAACAUUUUAGCCUUUUUAUAUUUCAAUCUCUGACUACUCCAGGACAUUGCCUUUCUGUUGCACCAUGUGAUCCUGCUAAUCAAGUCCCUGAAAUAACAGGGUAAGGACUAUUGCAUUUCUGUGGCUUAUGGGAAACCCCAGAAAUAAUAUUAUCUGUGUUUAGGGUUAUAUAGUUUUUAAAUCCUUCUGCCCCUCCCUCUCUUUAAAAAUGAUUUGUUUCAUUUCCCCCCUUUUUGUCUAGAUUUCUUGAAUGAUAUGAAAAUUAAGGCACUGAAAGUAGCCAUGACCCUCUGCCCUCUUAGUUGUGUGUCACCCGUUCUGAAAUACACCAGCGUGGAAAUGGUCUUUAUUGUGGAGUCUCAUUGGUUGUGCACCCUCUUAACAAAGUCAAGGUGCUGAUGUGGAGCUGUCUCUGAAAAUUGCUCAACUGAUCUGGUCAUUUUGUAAUGGCAAAGAUGUCACCAUUGAAAACGUCCUGCACCAUGCUCGUAUUUGGCAUCCAUCCAUUCAAUAGCAGAAUGUAUUAACAUAACAUUCUUCUGGAUUCAGAGAAUAUUACAGGGUCCUGAUAAGGCUUUGAGUGAUACAUCACUAGUCUAAUCCGUUGCCCUCAAAAUAGUCCUUUCUUCAAACACAGGAAAUUAAGAAACACCACAGCUUCUAUCAUUUAGAAUAGAUUUUACUUGCCACUAUGUGAAGUGCCCUUUGAGAUCGACCAACUUCAAUAUCAUUCAGACAGAUAGAUUCUCAAUGGAGUUACAGGGUUUGUAAAAGAAAAAUAAGUGUUGAUAAAGCUUUGGACAAUUCAAGUCAAUAUAUCUUAAGCAAGCAAGCAAGCAAAGCAAAACAUCAGUGGGGUCUCUAUAAAUUGAAAGGACAUAAUUGCAGUAUAGUCAGGACUCCCAGAGAGCCUGGCAGGCAAACAUAGCCUAGGCUGCUGGUCAACAAUGUAGCCUUUUCUGCCCUCCUUCUACACUGGACAGAUGGUCCCACCCUUGCACUGGGAUAAAAAAAAUCUCUGAUAUACAGAUUUUACAGUCAUCUCAGUUCAGCCCCCUUAGAAAUGUAUUUCAUUUUCUGUGGAGGGAAAAAAAAAAUCAAUAAAAAUAAAACUACAUCAAAUAGAAGCAAUUUUGCCAACAUCUGCUCUCUGCUACCUUUUCAACCAAUUAAAUACCUUUCUCUAAAUGUUUUGUCCAUUCAGAUUUGAAGACCUUUAAAGACUGUGGUUUUAUUUUUGUGUUUACAUUCCUUUGGUUUGCAUAAUUUGCUUGAUUUAUUGCAUUUUUAGUAUUUAUUUUAAGCCAAAUGUUUUCAUCUUUUGUUCAUUUUUAUGACACUCAUUUGUAGGCAUUUAGUAAAGUCUUAAGAGAAGUAGAUCAAACUAUGGUAUUAGAUUCAAAUAAAUACACUCAGUGGACUGGGAAUUUUUUUAAAACGUAAAUUUCAGAAUGGUUUGCAAUCAACACAUGGCUAAAAGUUGCCAUCUAAAUUAUUUUAUAGGAUAUUUGAAUUGACUCCAUUGUAUGGAAACCAAGUAUGAAUGUACAGAUGAACUCAUCGUAUCACCCAGCAUCCUGUACACAGAGUUUCAUGUUGCUGGAUUACCUUACUGUGUUGGGUUGUCUCCAUUUAGAAAGGUUGAUAACAUACGGAAUUAUCCAAGAUCAGGAGUUCUAGAUUGACCCUUUAGAAAAGCAAACAGUGAUUUUUUUUUUCUAUGUAAAAAUAUUGGUCCUUUGGGAAUGGGGCGGGGGGGACAUGAGAGCAGGAAAGUAUAAACUCUAGCUAUUUUAGUUUCUGAAAUUUCAUAACCUUAGUAGACACCAGCAAAAAUGUCAGCUUUUCAGUCCACCACCGAUCUCUCCUCAACAAGUGAGACUUGAGGAAUUUAUAAAGAAGUUGAAUGGGGCAGAGCAAACCCUAGCUCUCCUAAACCCCACUAGAGAAAAGUGGUGGUUCUCACCUUCUCAAUGAAAACGUGUACUGGGGACAGAGCUUGCCUUGGUCAGACCUUCCCACCAGCUUCAAACUCGGAAAUAUACAACCAGGUAGACUAAGCAAAGGAAAAUCGGCACCACCGUGUCCCAUGAAAAUGUCUCAGUGUUUAGUUUAGAUAUUGCUAACUUGUGUAUUAACCUUUUGACAAACGUGUAGUAUUGUUUUGGGUUUGAUUUUGAUUUGUAACCAUUUAGUAGUCCCCAGCUAGCUACCAGUACAGAGUUUACCCCAUGGGUAGGAUUCUGUUAUUAAGUCACAUAACAAAGCACACUAAUCUUGACACUGCAAAUGGAAAAUACAAACCAAAAAAGAAAUUUACACCGAUAAGUUGAACAAACUGUCCAUUUUUGAUAUUUGCAUGCUCCCCUCUGGACUGGCUGUGGCAAUGUAAUGCCUGUAUAAUG